GUCAAUAUAUUGACACAUACAGCUGAAGUAAAAAGACCACCACAGCAAAGAAAAGCCAUAAUCAAAUUACAGAAAAAGCAUGAAGCUGAAGAUAUGUGUGCACUCUAUGACAGGAAGAAUGAAGGAUUGACUUCUUGUAGGAAAAAGCCAAAACGGCGCUGCCUGGAUACGAACAAGGGUUCUAAAAGCCCUAGAAAAGAAGACACUAUCGUGGGAGACUAUACUGUACUUAAAAGCCAGGUAUCAGAGGAAGAGAAUAUGAAUGAACAGCGGAAUGGUUCUGGAGAUUUGGGACCCUCAAGAGCAUAUACUGCAGCUUGCGCUCUAAAACGUGCAGCUUCUCCCAAACUUGAAAAAGAAGACUCUGAACGGACGCAUGGUGAAGUUAAGAAUGCUGUCCAAAAAAGCUCGUUAUCACAUGAUGGACAUCAUGAAGGAAUUUCAUCCCCUGACCAUAUUCUGUCUGGAACAUCCACAAAAGACAGUCAUGAAAAAGAAAAAACUUAUGCCUGGGUAAAUCAGGUCAAUUCAACAAAUUUUACAGAACAAUCUGAAUCAAAAGGCACGUGCAUGUGUGCUGAGGAGUCUCCUAAUGGAAUCAUUCCCAACGUUGAGCAUGAUUGUGACAGUUCCUGUGCUGAGGGGACUAACACGGGUCGUGACUCCAUGCUGCACAAGUCUUGUGAACAAGGGGCAUGUUCUGAAAUCAAGAAUCACAAAAUUGAGUCACUUAGAAAUGAUACGAGAACAGCAAAAGCUUUCCUUGAAAAUGAUGAUGCGUUAGAGACCCAAUACGGGAGUGCUGUAUGGGACAUAUUUCGCAGGCAAGAUGUGCCGGUGCUGAUGGAGUACCUGAAAAAACACUACAGAGAAUUCCGCCACAUAAAUAAUCUUCCUGUGAAUUCUAUAAUACAUCCAAUUCAUGACCAGACUCUUUAUCUAAACGAAAGACAUAAAAAGCAGCUAAAGGAAGAAUUUGGCAUUGAACCAUGGACAUUUGAGCAACACCUUGGCGAGGCUGUUUUCAUACCUGCAGGGUGCCCGCAUCAAGUGAGGAAUAGACAGUCUUGCAUAAAAGUGGCUCUAGACUUUGUUUCACCUGAAAAUGUUCAAGAGUGUGUUCGAUUGACGGAGGAAUUUCGGCUGCUUCCGAAGAAACAUAGAUCGAAGGAAGAUAUACUGGAGAUAAAGAAGAUGGCACUGUAUGCUGCCAACGCUGCUAUAACUGAAGCCAUGAGAUUAAUGCGGAGGAUAUGAGUGAGUCUAAUUGUCAUCAUCAUACAAAACGUGGGAAACACUACAGGAAACCUGUAUUGUGCAGUGGUGGUUUUCCCCCUUUUGGUUUUGGAUAUGCAAGUUGUAUGAUACAAAGUAGGCCCCCUUUUUUUGUAUUUUACCAAUUCUCAACUUCAAUUUAUUGGCCUGGGAUCCUGGAGUGUAAAUGUGACAUGCAUGGAAUUGCGCUUUGUGCUUCUGAAAUAGGUUGCACUAGCAAGCUGAGUUGAUUUCAAGUUUGAUCCCUCCUCCGUGAAAAGAGGGUUAUUGGUGGUAGUGUAAGAAAAAGAACAAGAAUAAAAAUGAAAAGCCAAAUAUAAAUUUGAGAAA
Neltuma alba is the source of this 1605-nucleotide messenger RNA. RefSeq lists its product as uncharacterized. Gene Ontology annotation, cellular component: chromatin; histone deacetylase complex. Gene Ontology annotation, molecular function: chromatin DNA binding; transcription coregulator activity; histone H3K9 demethylase activity. NCBI's taxonomy places the organism in Eukaryota, Viridiplantae, Streptophyta, Magnoliopsida, Fabales, Fabaceae. The transcript is spliced from 10 exons. Bases 94 to 1257 code for a protein of 387 amino acids. Gene Ontology annotation, biological process: regulation of transcription by RNA polymerase II. The record is from RefSeq and is a predicted model, not a curated record.